GGUCACAGGUCAGCAUGUGUGAUGGACAGAGAGAGGGAACUCCUUCAGUGAAAGAGCUGGAGAAGGUUCUGUAUGGAGGGAGACGGAGCGGAAAUCAUGUGGAUGAAGUCUGGCCCAACCUGUUCCUGGGAGACAUGUCAAUAGCUAAUGACCGCUAUGGCCUGUGGAAGCUGGGGAUCUCCCAUGUCCUGAAUGCGGCCCAUGGGAAAAUGCACUGUCAGGGCAGCCAUGGGUUUUACGGCUCGUCUAUAGAAUACUACGGCAUACCUGCGGACGACUCGCCCUCCUUCAACCUGUCUGUUUAUUUCCAGCCGUGUGCCGACCACAUCCAUCAGGUGCUGAGCUCACCUGGAGCACGGUUGCUGGUGCACUGUGCGGUGGGCGUGAGUCGCUCUGCUUCGUUGGUGCUUGCCUACCUGAUGAUCCACCAGAAGCUCCCCCUGCUGGAGGCCAUUAAAACUGUCAAAGAGCACCGGUGGAUUUUCCCCAACCGCGGAUUCCUCAAACAGCUCCGAGCUCUGGAUAUCACACUAUACGGCUCAAAGUGAACAAGCAGCAACACUCAGGACUGUAAUUCCUGAUCUAUAUUGCUGUAAAUACCCUGUGC
Colossoma macropomum (tambaqui) is the source of this 607-nucleotide messenger RNA. Its product is annotated as dual specificity protein phosphatase 13-like. Bases 15 to 548 code for a protein of 177 amino acids. Gene Ontology annotation, cellular component: cytoplasm. The record is from RefSeq and is a predicted model, not a curated record. Gene Ontology annotation, biological process: negative regulation of MAPK cascade; protein dephosphorylation. Gene Ontology annotation, molecular function: protein tyrosine/serine/threonine phosphatase activity; MAP kinase phosphatase activity. The transcript is spliced from 3 exons. Lineage: Eukaryota; Metazoa; Chordata; Actinopteri; Characiformes; Serrasalmidae.